Trifolium pratense (red clover) is the source of this 1101-nucleotide messenger RNA. RefSeq lists its product as uncharacterized. NCBI's taxonomy places the organism in Eukaryota, Viridiplantae, Streptophyta, Magnoliopsida, Fabales, Fabaceae. The record is from RefSeq and is a predicted model, not a curated record. Gene Ontology annotation, molecular function: serine-type endopeptidase activity. Bases 167 to 784 code for a protein of 205 amino acids. The transcript is spliced from 5 exons.
GCUACAUUUUCUGAAAUCACAAUCACAAGUUCUGCUCAAGCAAUAACAAAGAGAGAGUAAAUAGGAAAUCAAUUUUUUGGGGUUUAAGGGAGAAAAGAGGUUUCUGCAUCUUCGUUCUUCUUUGUUCUUCACACCACAGUUGCAGUUCGCAAUUCUACACUCUCCAAUGGUUUCCACUAUUACGUGGAUUCGCUACCUUAAAUCCAAAGCCCAAUACUCUCUCGCUCUCGGAUACAAGAACCAUAAAGGAGGUCAUGUCAAAGACAAUGAGCUAACGGAUUUUCUUUUCAAGCACUUCUGGCAUGGAAAGAUGACCUUCUUGCACUGGAAUAAAGGAGAGGAGAUGGCCCCUAUUAUUGCUGGAAAUGGAGCAACUCUUCUUGUUCGGAGAAUACCAAUUCCAGACCCAAGACAUGUUUAUGUAGGAGAUGUUGUGGUCUUGAAGAACCCUGAAAAGCCAGACGACUAUCUAGUCAGAAGAUUAGCUGCGACUGAAGGUUAUGAAAUGGCUUCUACUGAUGAAAAGGAUGAAUCGUUUGUUCUUGACAAGCAUCAAUGUUGGGUAGUGGCUGAAAAUGAAAAAUUGAAAGCCAAGGAAGCAAUUGAUAGUCGAACAUUUGGUCCAGUUCACAUGACCAACAUCGUAGGCAGAGUCCUAUACUGCCUGCGAAAUGCUGUAGACCAUGGCCGUGUACAGAACAGUCCUUUCAGCAUGCAAAACGACUCACCAGUGUUGGAAGUGGAACUCGAUGUUGAUGAGAUGGCAAAAAGUCACAAAGCCUGAACUUUUUAGUUCCGAGAAGCUCUAACUUCUUGAGUUUACCUGCCCCUUUGUUUCUGCUUAUGGAUUUUAUUUGAAGCAAGGAUGGAGAAUAAAUAUACGAUUUUUAAAUUGUUGCUAUGGGAUGGUGGUAUUAUGUGGAUGUCCUUAGAUUAGUCUGCAUAUUAGACAUUUGAUUAAAUCUUUUCCGAACCAGAAAAUUUGAAGCGGCCUGUGUUAAAGAUUGAGUUCAACAUUGUUGUAAGCUGAAGUUCUGGCAAAGGACUCCUCUGCCUCUUGUUCUAUUUUUAAGUCAUUUGGCUUCAAACUUGAUUGAAUAA